AAGGGCGCUGCAUUGCUCAGCGCAAAAGGAAAGGGAUGCAAAGUGAAGUUGGUUUGGAAGCAUCUGUGGAAAUAGCAUCUCUAGUUGUAUACUAUUUAAAACUUAUUUAUAUUUUGAAUUUGAGAAGUAAUUGAUUUUGAAUUUAAAUACUUCCAGCAGUAUUUACCUCCUUGUAAAUAGAGUAUAAUCACUCUUCAUUAGAUGUUGAAAACCUUGUAAAUAGAACAUCUUCACUCUUCAUUACAAACUGAAGCCCUGAGAAACAGUGACUCAUCUUCAUUAAUCUGGCCCUUUAACAUAUCUUAGAGCUCAUACUGUAGCAGAGAAGUGUUCUUAUCAGGGCUCAGUUUUGACAGUUACCAUUUUCUCUAAACUGCCUGCUCUGCUAUCUAAGCUCUUCACUUAGCUUAGAAAAGCACUCCCCUUUUCUAGGAAUAACUUGUCCAGCCUCCUUUUGGCCUCCUUGUCCCAAAGAUACUAACAAAACCAUUUAUUAGCAGAGGACUCGACCAUCCUGAGGCAGCAAACAUCCAUUUAACAAUCUCAUGAAAUUAAAGAACUAACCACAAAAUUAAUUCUAAGGAGUUGUUGUAGCAGUGAGGUAAUCUUGCUCUGGAGACAGCUAGCUAGAGUACUGAAUUUGAAGCUGAUUGAUUCUGGUGUGUUUUUUUUAGGGUAUCCUUGACUCUCUGAGCACUUUCUUAAUGUCUUGUGUAAUCAUUUCAAGACAGCCUGUAUUUCUGUUGUAAUUUAUGUUACCAGAUUGUGUUUUCAUGUGUUUAUCUUUUGCUGUUGGAAUAUUUAGUCAGUAUGGUUCAAACCUCAAGUGGUUUUCCUCUGCAUGACAUUUUUGUUCUUCUUAUGCAGAUCCUUUUUGGUGGUGAUGCUGAAACCUUUACACCUGCAAACUAGGAAGCUGUUUGCUCAAAAUGAGAUUUUCUUUCCUCAAGCAUCCCAGAUGGUCUUUAUACAGAACAGAGCCAAAACAAACACACACUUGAACAAGGAGAACUUCAAGGAACUAUAUAUAUAAUAAUAAAAAAAUAUUAGGAAAAUAUUAUGGAUAAGAACUUUAAGGAAGAAAAGUUUACAGGAUUUACUAAAUUUUCACCUCCUUUGUACAGACAACGCUACCAGUUUGUUAAAGAUUUAGUGGAGAAAUACAAACCUAAGAAGGUGGCAGAUUUAGGAUGUGCUGACUGCACGCUUCUUUGUAUGCUGAAAUUCUGCAGUUGCAUUGAAGUGUUAGCUGGGGUAGAUAUCUGUGGAAGUGUAAUGAAAGAGAAAAUGCAUAAGUUGUCUCCUCUCCCUGUUGAUUAUUUGCAACCACGUGAAAGAUCCCUAACUGUUACCUUGCAUCAUGGUUCAGUUGCCCAUAAAGAUCCUUGCAUGCUUGGUUUUGACUUGGUAACGUGCAUUGAACUAAUAGAGCACCUGGAAGAAUCGGAACUAAAGAAGUUUCCUGAAGUGGUGUUUGGUUUCAUGGCGCCAAGCAGGGUUGUUAUCAGUACUCCAAAUUCUGAAUUCAACCCUUUACUUCCAGGAGUGAAGUUAUUCAGAAAUCCGGACCACAAAUUUGAAUGGACCCAAUUGCAGUUUCAAAGCUGGGCUCUAGAGACUGCUAGAUGUCAUGGCUACUCAGUGGAAUUUACUGGUGUGGGGCACCCACCAAGAGGAAUGGAGAAUGUUGGGUUUUGUACUCAAAUAGGUGUGUUUUUUAAAAAAUACCCUCAAAUCAGUGUAACCACUCAGUCUGAGAAACCCACUGAAACAGUUUACGAAACAGUCUUCAAAGCAGUGUAUCCAAGUCUUAAGGAUGAGAAGUACCUGCAGAAUGCAGUGGUUAGUGAAGUUAUUUUCACAGCACAAAUCAUUAAGCAAAGUCUGCUGAACCGUUUAAUGUCGGAACACGAGGAGAAUAAUGAUGAUCCUACUGAGAGAAAAUCCGAAUUCCAACCUUCAGUGAACUGCUUCUCAGAUCUUGGGAAACUGGCUGUUGAAAAAAGCAUGGAAUCAUUUGUCAGUGGAAAUGUGGUUUCUAUACCUCUUGCAACAAUCUUUUCUUUUCCCAGAGUGAAUCAACUUUGUGGUACCUUUGAGAAGUUAAGCAAGCUUGUUGUUGGCCAGGUCACAUUGAGCAGUGAUGGCUCUGCUGUGAUGCUCAAUACUGAACAUGAAGAUAGUUAAAUCACAAAUUUCUCAUGAGGUUGUUAAAAUAAUGAAAAC
Messenger RNA from Neopsephotus bourkii (Bourke's parrot), 2226 nucleotides. RefSeq names its product HEN methyltransferase 1 (gene HENMT1). Gene Ontology annotation, biological process: piRNA processing; siRNA processing; RNA methylation. The record is from RefSeq and is a predicted model, not a curated record. Gene Ontology annotation, cellular component: cytoplasm; nucleus. The transcript is spliced from 7 exons. The coding region runs from base 1060 to 2187 and encodes 375 amino acids. NCBI's taxonomy places the organism in Eukaryota, Metazoa, Chordata, Aves, Psittaciformes, Psittacidae. Gene Ontology annotation, molecular function: RNA methyltransferase activity; O-methyltransferase activity.